ACCUGCGUACUCCGCCUUCCGGGCCGCGGAUUGGCCCAAGACGGGGCCCGUCCGUCGCGCUGGUGUCUGGGAAGGAGAGAAAAUGGCGUCUGAGCCGAGCAAGACCGAGAUCCAGACCUGUUUUAAGAGGCUUCGCGCAAUUCCGACCAACAAGGCCUGUUUCGACUGUGGCGCUAAGAAUCCGAGUUGGGCAAGCAUAACGUACGGUGUUUUCUUGUGCAUAGACUGCUCCGGGGUGCACCGCUCCCUGGGUGUCCACCUCAGCUUUAUCAGGUCCACAGAGUUGGAUUCCAACUGGAGCUGGUUCCAGCUGAGAUGUAUGCAGGUCGGCGGGAACGCCAAUGCGACAGCUUUCUUCCGUCAACAUGGAUGCACAGCCAGCGAUGCCAACACCAAAUACAAUAGCCGAGCUGCCCAGAUGUACCGGGAAAAGAUCCGGCAGUUGGGAAGUGCGGCCCUGGCUCGGCAUGGCACCAACCUUUGGAUAGACAAUAUGAGUAGUGCAUCCAGUCACUCCCCAGAGAAGAAGGACUCUGAUUUCUUCACAGAACACACUCAGCCCCCGGCCUGGAACGCACCAGCCGCCGACCUAGCAGAGACCCAGCAGCCGGCCCCGUCUGCGGAGAGCAGUGGAUUAGCACAGACGGAGCUUGGCCCCAACACGGACCUACUUGGCACCUCACCGAAAGCUCUGGAGUCCAUGUAUCUGUCACCUAAAGGGGCCCUUCCUGCCAGAGACAUGAAGACGUCCCUCAUUGGCAAAAAGAAGCCCGCAGCAGCUAAGAAAGGGCUGGGUGCCAAGAAAGGUCUCGGGGCCCAGAAGGUGAGCAGCCAGAGCUUCAGCGAGAUUGAGCGGCAGGCCCAGGUGGCAGAGAAGCUCCGUGAGCAGCAGGCAGCUGAUGCCAAGAAGCAGGCGGAGGAGUCCGUGGUUGCCUCCAUGCGUCUGGCGUACCAGGAGCUCCAGAUUGACCGUAAAAAGGAGGAGAAGAAGCUACAGAACCUGGAAGGGAAGAAGCGAGAGCAGGCAGAGAGGCUGGGCAUGGGCUUGGUGUCCCGAAGCUCCGUCUCCCACUCGGUGCUGUCUGAGAUGCAGGUGAUCGAGCAGGAAACCCCAGUGAGUGCCAAACCCUCCCGCUCGCAGCUGGACUUGUUUGACGAUGUUGGUACUUUCGCCUCUGGACCCCCAAAGUACAAGGACAACCCCUUUUCCUUGGGGGAAAGUUUUGGUUCCCGCUGGGAUACAGAUACCGCCUGGGGUAUGGACAGGAUGGAGGAGAAGGAGCCAGAAGUGACCAUCUCAAGCAUCCGGCCAAUUUCAGAAAGAGUCACAAACCGGAGGGAAGUGGAGAGCCGGAGCUCAGGCCUCGAGUCCAGUGAAGCACGUCAGAAAUUUGCAGGAGCCAAAGCCAUCUCAUCUGACAUGUUCUUUGGGCGGGAGGUAGAUACCGAGUAUGAGGCCAGGUCUCGGCUACAGCAGCUCUCAGGCAGUAGUGCCAUCAGCUCUUCAGACCUCUUUGGGGACAUGGAUGGAGCUCAUGGAGCAGGUAGUGUAUCUCUGGGGAAUGUGCUCCCCACAGCUGACAUUGCCCAGUUUAAGCAGGGUGUCAAGUCUGUGGCCGGGAAGAUGGCUGUGCUGGCCAAUGGUGUGAUGAAUUCUUUGCAGGAUCGCUAUGGUUCCUAUUGAUCCAGGCUCCACGGUUCAGGCAUUUGGUGGUGACAGCAGCAAAAACCCCAUGAUCGCCAGGCCGGGGCUGCUUGCCUUGUGGAAGCUGGGGAGGAACUGUUACUUACGUGUGUGGUGUGUGACUGGGGUGGCCUUUGAGGCUCUCUGGUGAGGGGAUGGGCGGUAUCAGCCCUUGACCUCUCUGCCUGUAGACCAAGCCCUUUACUCUUCUCCCUCACACCCCCUCCCCCGUGCGCUAGACCCUUGUCCUUCCAGUUCUGCUCCCGAUGCUGCUGCUCACUUGCCCUGCCACACUGGGAGCGCAGGGAGGGCAUCUCCUCAGGACGGCUGAUUCUGGGUCCAGCCCUUCCCUGAGUUGGGAAAGUGAAAAGUGUAAGGCUUUUUUGCCGGCUCUAGGAUCCUUCCAGGUGGCUCGGGGGCUCAGCCCCCACCCUCUGGAACCAGCAGGGAGGUCGAGGAAGAGUUCUGCUGCAGACCAGCCCCCAGAGGGAGGGAGGCUCUGGGCUUGCUGCUGCUGUUGAUGCUCCAGUGGCCUCUUCUGGGCCCCAAGAGAGGGCAGGGCAGGGGAAGGACCUUCGUUUGGGCCUGACUAAGGGCUAGAAACUACCUGGUAUCUAAAGGUUUCAUUGAGGAUCAGACUGGAGGCCCAAGUGGUCAUCUGCCUCACCGCCCCUUUCUACAGUGGUCACUGGGAGGAUUACUUUUCCUCCUGGGCAUCUCAGAGUCCUUGCCUACCAUCCAUGUGGACCACAGGACCCUCUGUCCUGUCCUGAGACUCCCUUUUUCCCCCUCAUUUUGUGGCCAUGGUGAGUCUCACCUGCCCUGUGGUGUCCUGCUGUGGAUGCUGUGAGCAUAAUGCUGGCCAAGGAAGCAGAGGACAUGAGGGACAGAAGCAGGCUCCUGGGCUUAAGGGGGUCUGGACAGCACCCCACCAGUGAGAGCUUGGUGUGCCCAGGGCUGCCUGCCUCGCCCCCCAGCCGCUGGGCCAUGCACUGUGUCAUCCUUGGUGCCAUCUUCCCCUGCCACGCUGGCAGUCUGGGCUAACCCCGCCCCCUGUGGGUUGAGGGUUGGGCUCCCAAGCAACAGACCACUCUUCCCACCACCCCCUCCUCGAAAGGGACUUGACUUUUCUUUCUGAACUGUUUGUAUUGAAAUAUAGUGGUGUCAAAUAAAGCCCCGAUGGGGCCGCAGGCCCCUGUUGGUCUGAA
This is a messenger RNA of Pteronotus mesoamericanus, 2892 nucleotides long. RefSeq names its product ADP ribosylation factor GTPase activating protein 2 (gene ARFGAP2). The transcript has 17 exons. The record is from RefSeq and is a predicted model, not a curated record. NCBI's taxonomy places the organism in Eukaryota, Metazoa, Chordata, Mammalia, Chiroptera, Mormoopidae. The coding region runs from base 83 to 1684 and encodes 533 amino acids. Gene Ontology annotation, molecular function: GTPase activator activity. Gene Ontology annotation, biological process: COPI coating of Golgi vesicle.